AUGCUGGCCGACAACACUUCAACCUCGCCCAUUCGAGGCCCAACACCGACAGCCCGACAGCCCGUGAAAUCAGCUCGUUCUGAUCAAAUAGCCAUGUUUGCUCGAGUAACAUCCUAUCCGCCCCUGGGUCAAAUGACCUGUGUCCGACGACCUCAGCAAGCUGGUACUAAGGACAUGCUGCGAUUUACCGUAACGGUUGAAUUCAGCAGCUCGUUCCCCGACCAGGACUGGGAAGCGCAGAUCUGGCACAACAUCACUGGUCCUGAAUGGACAGCCCUGCAAUUACAAGAAUGCAGCACAGAACAUGCAUCAUUACUAACUGGUCGACAAUGUGAUUAUCACUACCAUCGUCACGCUUUCUCGGGAGAGAUUACCUUGCCUUCGACAGGGGGCCAUGCGCAAUUCACAGCCCGGUUUCGCACCGGCAUUGAUUCAGAUUGGCAGUGGGCUAAUCAGAAGCAUUCUGUGAAUGAUGGUGAGAUUAUCUACUGCCCCCAGAGUUCUGGGGUCUCUGCGAUAGCGUCCGCCGAAAACUUGGGCUCAAAGCCCAGAGAGCACCUCGGAAAAUAUGUCAAUAACCUAUCGGACGAGGUGGAGAUUGUUUCACGAUCUAGUGAGGCACCUGGGGCUCUGCUAUGGUCUAUCACGGGCGAUGUAGCCCCGGCCAAUGAAAAGACAUCCUCGUUUGAACAAAUUGUCCUGGGUACUCCUUCAUCGACCGCGAGGUAUCUUUCCCUUGUGCGGGUUUGGAGCCCAUGGCUGGGGCCUAGGCAUGGAAGAGAAAAUUUUCAACUCACUAGAGAUGCUAUAAUUUGCUCUUUCUUACGAACGGAUAGGGUGCAUCUCGUCUUCUUGGCGGUAUCAGGAAUUAAUGACAUACUAACUGUCUUCCGGUCGGGCCCAGAUGGCGAGCUCGUCGUCAACGCGAGGAGCGACAAUACGGACCCUUCAAGCUUCCAUGUGCUGGUAGCAGCUGCAGAAGACUUUGAAGUAGCGAUGUGUGCUGUUUCCUACGAAGCACGGAAAGUCGUCAGACCGUUCGCUGAAACCUAUGAUACUCCACUCGAGGAGCCGGCUCCAUUGUCCCCGCCUGGAGACGACGUGGUCAUCGUGGAAAAGGAUCCGACUGCUCAGUGGUUGUCGGAGUGGUUUGAUGGUUUAACAUAUUGCACCUGGAAUGGCCUCGGGCAGGAGCUCACAGAGCAAAAGAUCCUGCACGCUUUGGAUUCACUCAAAGAGAACGGAAUCAAUAUAGUGAAUCUGAUCAUCGAUGAUGGAUGGCAGACAAAUGACAACGAAGGGCAAUCACAAUUCAGGCGAGGCUUGAAACGAUUUGAAGCGCAUUCACAAGGAUUCCCCAAAGGAUUGAAACAGACUGUGGAUUCGAUUCGCCAAAGAAACCCUCGCAUCGGACACAUCGCUGUCUGGCAUGCCUUGCUCGGGUAUUGGGGAGGUAUUUCACCAAAUGGCGACCUAGCACGGAUUUUCAAGACCAAGCAAGUCAAGAUCAAAGACUCUGCAGCCCAUGGUCCCAUUGCCGAGAAUCUACCGGAGGGAGAAAUUGUCACCAUUGACCCUGACGAUAUUCAGCAUUUCUACAACGAAUUCUAUCAAUAUCUCAGUUCGGCUGGUGUCGACUCAGUCAAAACUGAUUGCCAAUUCUUCCUCGACCUGCUAGAAGAGCCCGCAGACCGCAGAAGAUUCAUGACCUCCUACCAAGACGCAUGGUCUAUCGCCUCACUUCGGCAUUUUGGCACUCGAUCGAUCUCAUGCGGCUCAAUGACACCACAAAUAAUGUUCCAUUCACAAAUGCCAACCAACAAACCAACUCUACCCUUGCGAAACUCCGAUGACUUCUUCCCGGAGGUCCCUGCCUCCCAUCCAUGGCACAUUUUCUGCAACGCACACAACUCCCUCUUCACCCGAUAUCUCAACGUGCUGCCUGACUGGGACAUGUUUCAAACAAGCCACCCAUAUGCAUCAUUCCAUGCCGCAGCACGCUGUGUAUCAGGCGGACCUAUCUACAUCACUGACGAGCCCGGAAAACACGAUUUAUCGUUGCUUGAUCAAAUGACAGCCCAGACCGUAACGGAUACCACAGUGAUUCUGCGACCAAGCGUAAUUGGGCGGACUAUCGACAUGUACCACGAUUACAACGAAGGACAUGUCUUGCGCAUUGGGAGCUACACCGGCUGGGCUAGAACGGGCAGUGGAAUCUUGGGCCUUUUCAACAUCCGGUCUGACGAGUCAUCGAGUAUUGUCUCAUUGAUGGAUUUCCCUGGUGUCCAUGAGGAUUCUCGAGGGCAAUAUAUCGUCCGCGCACACACGAGUGGCAAGAUAUCGAAUCUCCUGCGGCCAUUGACCCAGGAUUCACUGGUUUCGAUCGUGCUCGAGCCGAAAGGAUGGGAGAUCCUUACCGCGUAUCCUACGCUGUCGUUUUCAAUGAAGGAGAGCCACGGAGACAGUGUACCCGGUAAUAGUUUGACCCAUGUUGCCGUGUUGGGGCUGCUGGGUAAGAUGACUGGUGCUUCUGCUGUGGUUUCCUCCGACGUAUCUGUCGUUGAGAAUGGCCGCUUACGAUUCAACAUCAGCCUGAAGGCUUUGGGAAUAGUCGGAGUCUAUAUAUCGGAUCUGCAGGAAAGAACCAUCGUGGAUGAUUUCAUGGUCAUGAUCCUAGGGAAACCCGUGCCCCAGAAAAUGGUCUGGAAGGAGGGUGGAGAGGGUUCUAACGUGUUGGCGAUUGAUAUUCAGGCAGCGUGGAAGGCGAUGAAGCUGGACAGCGGCUGGAGUAAUGAGGCCUUUGUGCAAGUGUAUAUGAGUUAA
Messenger RNA from Penicillium olsonii, 2823 nucleotides. NCBI's taxonomy places the organism in Eukaryota, Fungi, Ascomycota, Eurotiomycetes, Eurotiales, Aspergillaceae. The record is from the annotation of a GenBank genome assembly.